Exophiala bonariae is the source of this 906-nucleotide messenger RNA. RefSeq lists its product as uncharacterized. The coding region runs from base 1 to 906 and encodes 301 amino acids. The record is from RefSeq and is a predicted model, not a curated record. Lineage: Eukaryota; Fungi; Ascomycota; Eurotiomycetes; Chaetothyriales; Herpotrichiellaceae. The transcript has a single exon.
AUGGAAUCUUUAUCUAGCUCAGUAUGUCGAGCUUGCCGGCUUCGACUGCAGGUCAAGAAGCCAGCACUUCCAUCUUCUACACGCACCUUCACUUCUUCCUCCAUAAGACAAUACAUCCCACCCGAAUCACCAGCCUUCGUUGAAAUUCCGGAACCCAACCAACCGAUCCGCGAGCCUAAGCCCCCCACCAAGGGCCUUCUCCCCGUUCCGCGAGAGCUCUUCCCCCGUCGUCGACCAGACAAGCCCGGCCAGCAAUACCUGGACAACGUGACCCCAGAUGCACUGCCCCAUAACAUCCCACCACCCGAGUACCAGUCAGAAACCAAGAAAUACAAACUCCGCAUGUCGGAUUUGCGAAAAGAGCAUCUCCGCGAAUCCCUGACCCAACUACACGCCCGAAAAAUCACGCACGAGAAGCGAGUACAACAGCGGAGUGCUAUCAAGCGAGAACAGCACGAACGGCUCCUCAAUCAAGCCGAGCGUGAAGAUGAGCGACUGACGGCUAACACGGUCCUGACCUCCAUGAAACCAAAACAACUCCUCGCCCUCCCCGCAGAAGAAGAAGAAGCCAUCUACCAAGCCCGCAAAGCGCGCUACGACGACCUGCAGAACGCCAGGCGCGAAGCCCGUCUCGACAACCUACACACACUGUACAUGCACGCGCGGAAAUUCAUCACGACCCAGGAGCAGCUGGCGAGUGUGAUCGAUGCCGAGUUCGAGAAGGCGUCGGUCUGGAAACUGGGCCCGCCGUCCUCGCUCAAGGAUAUGUUGGCUGGACGCAACCCCGGCGAGAGUAAGGUCGAUGCGGGAUCUAUGACGAACCUGGUGCCCAGUAGUGAGCGGUUCUUGAGAGACCAGGAGCGCAUGAAGAAGAUUGCGGAGAAAUUGAGUGGUGGUAAGAUUUAA